CUGAGCGCGCACGGCUCGCGAGUCCUCCGCCCGCCAGUCCGCCUGCCCGUGACCCAUGUCCCGCCGCAAGGCCGGCUGCAUGCCUCGCCGAUUAGAGCCCUCGCCCGCCGCCAACUCAGACGACGAGAUGGAGAUGCCCGACCUCGUCAUCGAUGUGAAGCCCGAGCCGGACCUGCGGCCCCUACAGGCCCCGGGGCUAGGGCCCUUCAAGCCGAAGGAAAUGCCCGCGCCGGGGCGGUUCGAGGGCGAAACCCGCCACUCCCCCGGCCCCGUGCUCGCCGGCGGCCUCAUCCACGCCCUCGGCCUGCGCAACCAGUGGGCACCGUGGACGCCGCUGACCCCGAGCCCUCCCGACCGCCAGCCGUGGACCGACAAACACCCAGAUCUGUUGACCUGCGGCCGCUGCCUGCAGACCUUCCCGUUGGAGGCCAUCACUGCUUUCAUGGACCACAAGAAGCUGGGCUGUCAGCUCUUCAGAGGCUCCAGCCCCUGCCAGGGCUCAGAGCGCGAGGACCUGAAGGCCUUGAGCUGCCUCCGCUGUGGCCGACAGUUCAUGGGAGCCUGGAAACUGCUGCGCCACGCCCAGUGGGACCACGGACUGUCCAUCUACCAGACGGAACCCGAGGCCCCGGAGGCCCCGCUGCUGGGCCUGGCCGAGGUGGCCGCGGCCGUGUCGGCAGUGCUAAGGCCAGAAGCCGAGGCCAAGGGAUCCCGGGUGGGACCCACUCGGCGGAGCCCCACGUGCCCCGUGUGCAAGAAGACCCUCAGCUCCUUCAGCAACCUCAAGGUGCACAUGCGCUCACACACGGGCGAACGGCCCUACGCCUGCGACCAGUGUCCCUACGCCUGCGCCCAGAGCAGCAAGCUGAACCGACACAAGAAGACCCAUCGGCAGCUGCGGCCCCAGAGCCCCUGCACAGCCGACGCCAGUCAGGAGCAGGCCUCUGCCGCCCCUCCGGAGCCGGCCGCCCAUGCUGCCGCCCCCGCCAGCAUCCUCCCGUGCAGGGGCGGAGAGGGGGCUGGAGCAGCCGCCACGGCAGGGCUCCAGGAACCCGGGGCUCCUGGCGGUGGGGCUCAGGCGGGCCCGGGUGGUGACGGCUGGGGAGCAGACACCAAGGAGCGGAGAGCUAACCCCGAGAAGAGCCAGAAGACGUCGCCCAAGAAGACGCCAAAGCCAGUGGGCAAGAGCCGGGGGCCCGGGCCCGGGGGCAGCUGCGAGUACUGCGGGAAGCAUUUCACCAACAGCAGCAACCUGACGGUGCACCGGCGCUCGCACACGGGCGAGCGGCCCUAUGCCUGCGAGCUCUGCUCCUACGCCUGCGCCCAGAGCAGCAAGCUCAACCGCCACCGCCGCAUGCACGGCCUAGGGCCCGAUGGGCCCCGCUUCGAGUGCCCCCACUGCUGCGUGCCCUUCGGCCUGCGGGCCACCCUGGACAAGCACCUGCGGCAGAAGCACCCUGAGGUGGCUGGGGACGCCUGAGCCUCGGGAAUGCCCCCCCCCCGCCAUACCCUGAACCACUGUAAACCACUUCUGUGACAUCCCCCCCGCAAGUAAAUCCUC
Molecule: messenger RNA, 1561 nt
Organism: Hippopotamus amphibius kiboko
Lineage: Eukaryota; Metazoa; Chordata; Mammalia; Artiodactyla; Hippopotamidae
Gene: ZNF296
Product: zinc finger protein 296
Exons: 3
Coding region: 56-1480 (474 amino acids)
Biological process (GO): regulation of transcription by RNA polymerase II; negative regulation of dendrite development
Cellular component (GO): nucleus
Molecular function (GO): RNA polymerase II cis-regulatory region sequence-specific DNA binding; DNA-binding transcription factor activity
Source: RefSeq, a predicted model, not a curated record